Molecule: messenger RNA, 957 nt
Organism: Carica papaya (papaya)
Lineage: Eukaryota; Viridiplantae; Streptophyta; Magnoliopsida; Brassicales; Caricaceae
Source: RefSeq, a predicted model, not a curated record
AUGGCUAGAGAGCAAUCAGAUGAUUCCCCAAACCCCUUCUUCCUUCACAGUGUCGACCAUUCUGGAUUGGUCUUGGUAUCCAAUGUCCUCAAUGGCAAUAAUUACAACACAUGGGAGAGAGUAAUCAAAAUAGCUUUGAACGCCAAAAACAAAUUGGGUUUCAUAGAUGGAACUUAUGAUCAACCGAGCAACACCGAUUCCACUGCUGGAGCUUGGUCACGUUGUAAUAGCAUGAGCAAUGCUCCACGCAUCUACCAACUGAAACAGAGCAUGAAUAACCUUGUUCAAGGAUCACUCAGCAUCAACGCCUAUUAUACGCGGAUGAAAAUAAUCUGGGACGACCUCAAAACUUACAAACCAGCUCCAACCUGUCAUUGCGGAAACACGAAGGCAUGGAAUGAUUAUCAAGAGCAGGAGUUUGUGAUGAUAUUUUUGAUGGGUUUGAAUCCUUCCUAUGCUGCAAUUAGGGCUCAAAUCCUGAUGAUGGAAUCUUUGCCAUCCAUUUUGAAGGUUUUCUCGCUGGUGGUGCAAGAAGAACGGCACCGUGCGAUCGACUUCGACGCGUGCGCAGAGGCGGCUACGAGGUCUGCUUCUUCUGUUGCCCUAGCUCAAGAUCGAAGACGACCCACCUGUUCACACUGUGGGCUCGGGGGCCACACUGUGGACAGAUGUUACCGGUUACAUGGGUAUCCACCGGGCCUUAAGCCCAAGCCCAAUAUGCACUCGCCUGACCCCAACCAGGCUGUUUUUAAUGAAGGACAAGCCCAAGCCCAAGCCCAAGCCCAAGCCUGCAAUGUUUCAACUCAGUCUCGGCCCACUCCUGGAACUAUAUCAUUUAAUUCAUCUGGGUCUGAGUCCAGGCCCGUCUUUUCUUCUGCCAGCCAGAUCUCGGCCCACGAACAGGCUCCUCCAGGGAACAACUCUUUUUCUUCCUCGGGCACGUACCCAACUGUGUGA